GUCUUACUCUGGACCAAAACCUCUCGAUGGGUCCGUUGGGUCCCCAGUCGCCGAUGGACAUAAAACCUGACGCGUCCACACUCCAGUUCAGUCCGCAGGGUCCUAAUAGUCCUGGAUCGUUUUCGUUGGGCCAUGCGAACUUGCUCAGUCCUUCGCCGGGGGGCCCUAAAGGGGUGCCCAAUUCGCCGUAUCCUCCCAACCAUCCCCUGAGCGGGUCCAAGCAUUUGUGCUCGAUUUGCGGGGACAAGGCUAGCGGAAAGCAUUAUGGAGUAUACAGUUGCGAAGGAUGCAAAGGAUUUUUCAAAAGGACCGUCAGGAAAGAUUUGUCUUAUGCUUGCCGGGAGGAGAAAAAUUGUUUAAUUGACAAGCGACAAAGAAACAGAUGCCAGUACUGUCGUUACCAAAAAUGUCUUGUGAUGGGAAUGAAGCGGGAGGCGGUUCAAGAAGAACGGCAAAGGACGAAAGACAGAGAUGCCUCCGAAGUUGAAUCGACGUCUAGUAACCCUAAUGAAAUGUCCAUAGAGAGGCUUCUGGAAGCCGAGAAGAGAGUGGAAUGUAACGAUCCACCCGUAGCUUUGGAGAAUGCUGUCACGAACAUUUGCCAGGCCACCAACAAACAGCUGCUGCAGCUGGUGGAAUGGGCAAAACUGAUACCGCAUUUUACUUCUCUGCCCGUUUCGGAUCAAGUUUUACUCCUUCGGGCGGGCUGGAACGAAUUGCUCAUCGCUUCUUUUUCUCACAGAUCGAUGCAGACUCAAGAAGGCAUUAUUCUCGCCACCGGACUAACAAUCAAUAAGUCCACCGCUCAAGCCGUAGGAGUAGGGAAUAUAUACGACAGGGUGCUUUCUGAACUUGUAAAUAAGAUGAAGGAAAUGAGAAUGGAUAAAACUGAGCUAGGGUGCUUGAGGGCAAUUAUUCUUUAUAACCCAGAUGUGAGGGGCUUGCAAUCCACUCAGGAAGUAGAAAUAUUGAGGGAGAAGAUAUAUGAAAACCUGGAGGAAUACACGAGAACCACUCAUCCGAACGAGCCAGGCAGAUUUGCCAAACUUCUGCUUCGUCUUCCGGCAUUACGAUCGAUCGGUUUGAAGUGUCUGGAGCACCUGUUUUUCUUCAGACUAAUUGGAGAUGUAACCAUUGACACAUUCAUUACUGAAAUGCUGGAAAACCAGUCGGAUACUUAGCUUUUACAGUAAUUUCCCUCCAACUGUUGUCUGUCUUUCCCUUUAAUUUAUCUUUACGAAACUGUGAUUUAUUAAUAAUUGAUUUCGAUAUAUUUUUUGGAUAGUGGUAUUAUUAGCUAUAUUUUUAUUUUCAUCCCAAGGGUGUUGAUUGUUUGGAAAAAGUUUUUUUACGAAGACGAAAAAUAUUUGAUCGCUAGCUUUAAGUUUGAACAUAAUUGGUCGGUAUUUAAGAAUUGCAAUAUUUAAAUGUAAUAAUCGGAUUGAAGGAUAGUGCGAGAUUUCAAUGGUUGCUCAAAAUGAAUCUCUUCCAGAUACUGAAGGAUUGGUUACUAUUGUAUUUUUUUGUAAAUACGCUUUGGGUUGUUAUAGUGUGAAUUAUUCAAAUUAUUACAUAUUCAAUUGAUAUUUAUUCAGUUAUCUGUGCGUUUAUAUUUGGGAUGACUACAAAGAUUUUUUAUUAUUCAAAUCUGUCUGUUUAAAAUCUGUUU
Molecule: messenger RNA, 1669 nt
Organism: Leptinotarsa decemlineata (Colorado potato beetle)
Lineage: Eukaryota; Metazoa; Arthropoda; Insecta; Coleoptera; Chrysomelidae
Gene: usp
Product: retinoid X receptor ultraspiracle
Biological process (GO): regulation of DNA-templated transcription
Cellular component (GO): nucleus
Molecular function (GO): zinc ion binding; sequence-specific DNA binding; nuclear steroid receptor activity
Source: RefSeq, a predicted model, not a curated record